Molecule: messenger RNA, 1458 nt
Organism: Batrachochytrium dendrobatidis JAM81
Lineage: Eukaryota; Fungi; Chytridiomycota; Chytridiomycetes; Rhizophydiales
Exons: 3
Coding region: 1-1458 (485 amino acids)
Biological process (GO): dephosphorylation
Cellular component (GO): cytoplasm
Molecular function (GO): protein tyrosine/serine/threonine phosphatase activity; protein tyrosine phosphatase activity
Source: RefSeq, a predicted model, not a curated record
AUGAAUCUAGACCAGCUUGACGGGUUUUCAAAUCCAUCGACAGAUGCUAUACUAGAGCCAGAACUGUCUGUUAUACCAUCAUCAGACUCUACUAUGCAUUCAGAAUCAAAUAUUGCAUCGCUACCAAGGGGUUAUCCAGUCACAAUGAAUGGCUUGAAUACAUCUCGCCCUCCAUCUGCAGCUCAAAUCUCUGUUAUUGGCAAAGUCCCGCCACGUACAUCACAAUCUCAUCCCAUCAAUCUUUCCUGGGUUUUCGAGUACGAGCUUCUAAAGCAGAUGCCGUCAGGACCCAGCUCUAUUCAUGACAAGUAUGCAGCAACCUCGGCUGCUGUCCAUUUUCCUCCAACAAGAUAUAUUGGUGGUCCAGAUCAAGAGCGGAUGCAGAUUUUGCCUUACGUGGCACGGUUUCGUCAGUGGUCCAAACAACUUCGACCACUACCAUAUAUUCCUAAACGUCCAGCAAUGGGAAUGCAGCACACUGUACCAUUAUUUUUUGACUCGUUUUUAGAGAAUGAUCAGCUGUCACAGAUUGGGUUUAAUUCGACUGUGGAUGCUAAGCCGUCUACUGGACUCGACACAAUCGGCAUGUUAGAAAAUAAAACCACAAUGGAUCCCAGUCAGAGUAUGGCUUGUGAAGAUAUGGAGCAGUCGCUCGAAGCAGUCCAAUUGUCUGGUUUUAGUCAGAACCCCUGCACGACUUAUUCGUGCAGAUAUCUAGAUUCUGGUCGACGUACUGCCGUGUAUUCUGCCAACCAAAACCUUGAUCAAUCCUUGAACCAUUCUAGAAAUUCGUAUAAAAACGGCAUGAAUAAUCAUAGUCACAGCAAUAGCAAUACGCUUCAAGUCGCCUAUCAAAAUGAAAACACCAAAUUCCAAGAAAAACCAGUCUCAACUUGGCCACUGAUUCAUGGUAAUAUUUGUUUGAGCUCGUGCCCUGGAAAAAAAGUUCGACUUACAACUGGUCCUGUAGACGGCAGAGCCGUGGUAAACCGAGAUAUCAAGUCUGAUUUUCAACGUAUUGCAUCCAUGGGUGUUCGAGCAGUAGUGUGUUGUUUAUAUGACGAAGAACUAGCCUUGUUAGGAUCACCAUUCAACGAGUAUCUAGAAACCGUACAUAGUUUAAACAUAACUUUUAUUCGUAUUCCAAUUAUAGAGGGAGGAACUCCAGUGUGUUUGAUGGACACUAUUUUGGUUUUAGAUGAGAUUGACGCAUGUAUAAAAAAUGGAUCGAAUGUCCUUUGCCAUUGUAGAGGCGGUAUCGGUCGCGCUGGAGUGAUAGUUUGUUGCUACUUGUUAUACAAAGGUUACUGCGAAAAUGCUGAGGAUGCUAUUGCAUAUAUUCGUAAAAGACGAAGUCACAAGGCAAUUGAAACAGAAGAACAGGAGCACUAUAUCGAACAAUUUUACCAAAUGCUAUAUUCAUUCAGAAACGCGUAUCGAAAGGAUUUUCGAGCUUGA